AUUGAACCAAAUCCAAAUAAAGCCGAACCAAAAUCAAUUCAAACCGGAAAUAAACCAAACGUUCGCCAAACGUUUCCUUCUCUUUUUGUCAAACACGUUCACUUUAUGAUAUCUGUCUCUCUCGAUGAUUACAACACUUCCUCCAAAUCACCGACUCACAAAAUCUGUAAUUUCUCUGUCUUGGUGAAUUAAUCACACAUCUCCUCGAGAAGAAGACGAUCUAAAGGGAACAGUAAAGAAGAACCUUAAAACCCGAUUAAAUGGAUCGUUCUAAUUCUAACAGAAGAUUUCUUCUUUUUCUAUUGAUCAUACUGUUAGAUUCUCCAAUAAUAUGCCACAGUUGGGGAUGGUUCUCUUCUUCUUCUUCUUCCUCUGCAGAAAAUACAGACUCUUCUUUCUCUCGGUCUAUCAAAUCCAGUCCAGACUUCUCCAUAGAAGUUUUCAGUGACCAGAAGGCGGUUCGAUUACUUGAAGACGCCAAAAACAAGCUUGUGGGACCAAACAGCUGCUGGCAAAAUGCAUAUGGUUACCUCUUGUCUGGCUGCAAGAACAUGGUUGCCACAGAAGAAAAGCGGAAGAGAUUUGCUUGGCAUCUCAGCGAUUGCUUCCAGAAAGAAUCGGGAAGACCUGAUUUUCCAACCUGCAAUGAUAAAUCAACCAUGAUGAGUUGCCUUAAGAAGCUAGAUGAUCAUGAGCACAAGAUCUAUCUCGAAUUCAUGCUUGAGACCAACACCAUCUGCCAACAAUUACAGAGUCAUGCAUUCAAGAAUGAAAUAGAGAGACUUGUGAAUGAUUUGAGGACCUCAGCUCAAAAUACAGAAGACAAAUUGGAUAUUCUCGAGAGUAAAUCCGAUCUUCUAUUGCAGAGCACGAGCAUGAUUCAUGAAUCUGUAGGGUCAAUAGAUGUUGUGGUUAAGAACGUGGCUCAUACGACAAACACAAUAGAGACUCAAGUGAGUGGAGUGUCUCAGCAAACCAAAGAGAUUUAUCAAGAACAGAAGAGCAUUGCGGAGACACAGUUAGCGCUAAGGGAAGGUCAAGAGAAGAUGGGAGAAACGAUGAAAGCUGGAAUGGAGAUGGUCGGUGAUACGGUCGCUAACGUCAAGGAAGGAGUAGAUAAGUUGAGAAACGACACGAAGCAAAUCGAAGGGGAGAUCAAUGCACUUGGCAAAGAAAUGUCGCAGAAAAUGACUUCUUUGGAGAACACAACCAAUGUGAUCGGAACUAUGACUAACACUACGUUGGAUAAACAGCAGAAGCUUUUAGACGGACAAUCUGUGGCUCUUGAUAAUCUUCAGUCUCUCACCCAGUUUCAGAGUGAGGCACUGCAAGAGAGUAGGAGUACCUUGCAAGGUUUUGUGGAGUUUAGUCAGGAGCAACAGGAAGAUCUUGCAAAGCGGCAAGAACAGCUUCAACAGGUUCAUGAUCACCUGUUUGAGAAUUCAAAAUCAAUGUUGGCAGCUCAGGAAGCGUUUGAAGCGAAACAGGCAAGCAUGUUUGUGGCUCUGGAUAAGCUAUUUGCUUUGCACAAUGCGAUGCUUCUCGAGUCCCGGGUGAUAAAAGCUUUCUUCAUAUACUUCUUGUCCAUCUUCGUCAUCUACAUGUUUACAAGUACAAAACAAACUUAUAUCAUAAGGCCAAGGCUUUACAUUGGUUUGUGCGUUACCUUAGCAUUAGAAGUGGCGAGUAUACGUUACGUGGAUGAUGCAGAACACCGAGCAUGGGUUAUAAACAUUGUCAGGUCUUUAUUUGCUGUUCUUGCUUCAGCUCAGCUUCUUCAUGCUGCUUUCACAUUCAGGGACUAUGAAGUGCUAAACCACCAGAUUCUCUUAGGGUUAGUUGAUAGAGUUAACAACAUGCACAUCAAGAGAGAUCUCUCGUGGGAUGAAGAUACGGACAGCGAGGUCGAGUGGACAUCUUGGAUUGAUACAGAUUUGACUGAUGACGAUGACAAUCUUGGAGAUCCUGAUUACAAAAUCCCAGAACAGAUCAAGGACAAUCCGGUUAUGACCUCAUCAAUGACAAAAAGACUCUACAAUCUCCGUCCACGUUAACCAGCAAAAUUAUGUGACUGCAAGCCAAAACUACAUUG
Molecule: messenger RNA, 2092 nt
Organism: Thlaspi arvense
Lineage: Eukaryota; Viridiplantae; Streptophyta; Magnoliopsida; Brassicales; Brassicaceae
Source: the annotation of a GenBank genome assembly